AUGUCGGUAGUGAUGCCAAUGCACGCCUUCACCAAACCCCGAUAUGGCGAUCGAAGAUAUUCGUCGCUUGAGUCGAUCCUGGAUAACCCCACGCAACUACUGAUGUCCUCCCAGGCGGUUGAGCGACCCAUUGGCGGGGACCUGGACAUCUUAUCUGCCUCGCAGUAUCCCCAGGGACUCAUGCAGCCUUACGAAGAAAUGGAGGCGCAGAACCCAAGGAAACGGAAGGCCACCAGCUCAAUGGACCAGCUUUACGGCGGUAUCGUGCUGGCUGGCUCUGCCGCGAGCGAGAGCAAUCGUUCCUCGUCUGCCGAACACGACACACCUUCGACCCAGAAGAAAGCAAAGUCCACCAAGCGAGCCUCGACCAAUGAAGGUGAUGAACAGGCCAUGGAGAAGAAGCAGAGGGGCCGUCCUAGGCUCGAUACCCACGAUGAGACGGCAGCAGACCGCCGUCGCACCCAGAUCCGGUUGGCGCAAAGGGCGUACCGCCACCGCAAGGAGACGACCAUCUCGGCGCUGAAGCAGAAAGUCACAGACCUCCAGAACACCAUCGAACAGAUGAACAAGACCUUCCUGACCCUGCACGAUAACAUGGUCGACGCGGGCAUCCUGGCCUCUCACUACGCACUGGGCCGUCAGCUCCAGUCCGCCACGGAAGCAUUUGUUGCCCUCUCCAAGAUUGCAUCUCCCGAGUCGGACGAUGAAGAAGAGGCCGCCAUAGCGGCUCUCACGCAGGGCGAAGGCAAGGCGUCUCCCGAAGCAGGUGAGAAAAGCAACAACAGGCGAGGCAGCGGCUCGAAAGACGCAAAGUUGUCCUCGUCUACUACAAAGCCGUCGGCGAAGAAGACUAAUGUACGUCGCGGUGUCAGCUUCAACGACCACGGCUCCCCCGACGCGGAAGCUGACGUGGAAGACUUACCCGCCGCAAGCCAGUCCGUCGGCACCUUUCUCGCACCAUCGCAGACAGCCUGGACGUUAGACAACUCCAACAUCCACGGCCUGAACGAGGUGCUCUCCUUCGACGCCAACACAACCAUCCCCGACGCCAUCCUCUACGACGAUCUGAAAGAGAAACUCGUCGUCGAGAGACCGCUCAACCCGCCGAACCAGCCGCAAGGCUCCUCCUACACAUACUCGUUCCAAGAGACCACGUUCGCGCGCCGGCUGCACCGGAUGUGUCUGGAGCGCGCGUUCCGUAACCUGACGAGCCCGAGCAUCGACCCGGCGUACAUCAAGCGCGUCUUCCGCUUCACGUUCUGCUUCUCCAACCGCAGGCGCAUGCUCCAGCGGUUCCAGGAGGUGCUGAAGCGCCGGGCCGGCGAGUCGCUGGAGAACUGGAACGUGCCCUUCUUCCACAUCGGCGGCGCGGGCACCCACUUCCCCCGCCGCGACGACGACGGCAACCCCAUCUACCCACCCAACAUGGUCAGCCCGGCCCGGGCAUUCGGCCCGCAGCCGUACGUCGAGGCCGAGACCCCGCGGCUCGAGGCCUCGAUGCAGGAAAUGCUCGACAACAUCGGCUUCGGCGGCAUCUGGUUCGACAGCCACGACGUCGAGGAAUACCUCAAGACAAAGGGCCUCUAUCUCACUGGGCAGAGCAGCUUUGUCGAAGUCGACCCCGCGGUCCUCUCGCUCGUCAAAUCCACCAACUCGUCGACGACCACCAACAGUGACGGGGAUGCGUCCACGUCGGACCACUCCCCGCUCGAAAACGCGCUGCGGACGCCCUCCCCUUUACUACCCGUCGAGCACUUCACCGACCCGUUCAUCGCCCCUGACUUGUCGGAGCUGUGGGGGCCACUCCUCCAGCCCGCCGCCACCGUGACGACCACGGCGCCAGCCACGGCCAGAGUAUUCACCCCGGCCGCGUCUAGCGCACAGACGCCCAAAUCUACCAAUGGCGACGACGACGACAGCAACAUCUGGGCGAGUUUCCCGUUCCCGUUCUCUAGCGGCCCAGGGACUUCGACCCCACCUGGUUUCUCUGACGACCUGUUAGGGUCGAUGAGGAGGAGGAGGCAGCCGACCCGCCCUCUUCUCACGUUCGACGUGGAGAUGUUUCUCGAGCGCAUGAUCGAGGGGAGUGCCUGUCUCGGGCGGGCCCCGGGGUUCAGAAAGGCCGCCAUCGAUCAGGCCCUCGUGGCGAGUCUGCAGGAGGGGUUCUAG
This is a messenger RNA of Cladophialophora carrionii CBS 160.54, 2169 nucleotides long. RefSeq lists its product as uncharacterized. Gene Ontology annotation, biological process: regulation of DNA-templated transcription. Gene Ontology annotation, molecular function: DNA-binding transcription factor activity. Bases 1 to 2169 code for a protein of 722 amino acids. The record is from RefSeq and is a predicted model, not a curated record. Lineage: Eukaryota; Fungi; Ascomycota; Eurotiomycetes; Chaetothyriales; Herpotrichiellaceae. The transcript has a single exon.